CGCAGGUAGAGGCGUUAUCGAUAUCGGCUGUCCGCACCCCUGCCGCUUCCCGUUGCGCAUCAUUCUAGCAUCCAAGCCAUUGACUACUCACGCUCAGUUCCACACGAGCACACCAUGAAGACAUAGCCACAGGCACACCGAUUGCCCAGCCGCGAACAUGGCGCAACUGCCCUCCCCAGUUGCGCAGCCCGUGUCCCCGGGCUCGACCCUCUCCUUCACGCAGGGCUUCCUCCUGGGCCAGCUCUCCAUCGCGCUCAUCCUCUUCGUCUUCAUCAAGUUCUUCAUCUUCGGCGAGCUCCCCUCGGCCGACGACCGCGCCGUGCACCUCAACAGCCUCCGCCGCGCCCGCACCCUCGCCCACCAGUCGUCGCUCCACCAGCGCACCCGCUCCAACAGCACCACCAACCCGCUCCGCCCCAAGUCCUCGCGCGCCGUCAUCCGCGAGGCCGCCGGCGCAGGCGGGCCCAGCGUCGCCGCCAUCCUCGCAAAGACGUACUACAAUGUCAAGGGCCACCAGCCCGAGAGCCUCGACUGGUUCAACGUGCUGAUUGCGCAGACCAUUGCGCAGCUGCGCGCGGACGCGCGGCAGGACGGCGCCGUGCUGACGAGCCUGACCGAGGUGCUGAACACGGGGUCCAAGCCAGCGUUCCUCGGGGAGAUCAAAGUGACGGAGAUCGCGCUGGGCGACGAGUUCCCCAUCUUCAGCAACUGCCGCGUGAUGCCCGCCGAGGAAGGCUUUCUCUCGGGCGGCGGCAGCGGCGGGAUAUCUGGGACCGAGGAAGGACGGCUGCAAGCCCGCAUGGACGUCGAUCUCAGCGACAUCAUCACGCUCGGCAUCGAGACGACACUCGUGCUCAACUGGCCCACGGACCGCGUCGCCGUCCUGCCCGUCGCGCUGGCCGUCAGCGUCGUCCGCUUCUCCGGCACCCUCGCGGUAUCCUUCAUCCCGUCCUCCUCACCCCCAUCAACAUCCUCAAACACACCCGCCCCAGACGACGCAGAGCGCCCGGGCUCGUCGGACGACCCAGGCCUGGGCGAGCGCAGCACCCCGCGCCGCCCGACCACCCUCGCCUUCACCUUCCUCGAUGACUAUCGGCUCGACCUCUCCGUGCGCUCCCUCGUCGGCAGCCGCUCGCGCCUGCAGGACGUGCCCAAGAUCGCGCAGCUCAUCGAGUCGCGCGUGCACGCAUGGUUCGACGAGCGCGCCGUCGAGCCGCGCUUCCAGCAGAUUGUUUUGCCGUCGCUCUGGCCGCGGAAGAAGAACACGCGCGGUGGCGAGGAGGGCGAUGCCGAGGACGAGGGCAUCCAAGUCACCAGCCCGACGCCGGAAGCGCCGCGGGAGAGGGAGAGCUUGCCCCAGACGCUCGAGGCGCGGAUAGAGGCCGAGGGCGCGAAGCUGCGGGAGGCUGAGAUCCGGGCUGGCGAGCGGAAAAGGGAUCCCGAUGAGGGCGUGAGGUGGCGGGGGGAGCAUCCAAGGGAGCAGGGCCGGCCGACGGAGCGCUUGGGGAGGGAGUGGAGUGCGCGCGAGGUGUCGGCCGCGAUGCCGGGGGGGAUGCCUGGGUGAACCUGUACCUCUCCUCUGCGCGGUCCAUUGCACAUAGGUUGGCACGGAUGUACUUGCAUAGGGGAUUACCAUGACAUGUGUGUUCAUAGCAUAGCAUAGCGAACGGCGUCACUCGAGGAUGAAAAUCAACAUGAUCACUGCUCUGC
Messenger RNA from Paraphaeosphaeria sporulosa, 1710 nucleotides. RefSeq lists its product as uncharacterized. The transcript has 2 exons. The record is from RefSeq and is a predicted model, not a curated record. Gene Ontology annotation, cellular component: ERMES complex; endoplasmic reticulum. Gene Ontology annotation, molecular function: lipid binding. The coding region runs from base 158 to 1564 and encodes 468 amino acids. Gene Ontology annotation, biological process: mitochondrion organization; phospholipid transport. Lineage: Eukaryota; Fungi; Ascomycota; Dothideomycetes; Pleosporales; Didymosphaeriaceae.